This is a messenger RNA of Melospiza georgiana, 1235 nucleotides long. It is a transcript of the gene MAP3K7CL, whose product is annotated as MAP3K7 C-terminal like. The record is from RefSeq and is a predicted model, not a curated record. Bases 107 to 532 code for a protein of 141 amino acids. Gene Ontology annotation, cellular component: nucleus; cytosol. The transcript is spliced from 5 exons. NCBI's taxonomy places the organism in Eukaryota, Metazoa, Chordata, Aves, Passeriformes, Passerellidae.
AGGAGCCAAAUCCAUGCAGACAGACCCCUACACCUGCACAGGCUUCCACUGAAGAAUCACCACCAAGCUGGAGCAAACAAGUAAAAGCAUUGACUCAAGUGCCCACAUGAUCACCACGGCCAGGGUACCUGCUGAUAAGCCGGUACGAAUUGCCUUCAGCCUUAAUGAUUCCCCAGAUGAUGCUUCCCCUGAAAACUUCUCUUUGGCAUUUCCAGAACUAGAUCAGCAGCUGCAGCCUCUGCCUCCUUGUCAUGACUCUAAGGAAUCUAUGCAGGUGUAUAAACAGCACUGCAAAAUAGCAGAAGAGUACCACGAGGUCAAGAAAGAAAUUGCUCUACUGGAAGAAAGAAAAAAGGAGCUGAUUGCCAGGCUGGAGCAAGUGGAGAAAGAGAGCAUGGAUGCUGCUCGGCUGGCCAAGGAGUACGCACAGCUGACAGAGGAGAACCGGACGCUGAAGCUGGCCCAGACACAGUGCGUGGAGCAGCUGGAAAAGCUCAGGAUACAGUACCAAAAGAGACAGGGCUCCUCAUAACUCCCAACCAGCUCAUGGGAGGCACUUCUUACAGGAAUGGAAAACAGAUUUUAAAAUAAAGAUCUGUUUCAUAUGUUACAACACUUUACUACGGAUGCAGAGUAUGUAGAAGUCUGAAUUUGAUUUAAUGCUUGCCACCCAGUAGCUUAAUAUAAUGGAUAUUUCAUCCAUUAUAUAAUGAAUGUUUUAUUUCAAGUAACAUAAUUGAAGUUAAUCUGUCCCCAUUAUAUGUUCUAGUGGAUCAGGUUUCUUUUCUAAACAUAUUUCUUCCAAUUUAAGAAGAUAUGGACACACUAGAAAAUUAUAUAAAUAGUGUUGGAAAUUUGGAUCAUACUAGGGACUGGGACAAUGUUAAUAUAUGGAAUACAUGUAUGUUAAUCUUAGUUUGGUAAAUUCUUUUUAAAUUAUUUUCCUCAUGCAUAAAGUGUUUGGAAGUUAUCUUGAAGCAGAUGUCCUCACUAGUAGAAACCAUACUCGAUGUCAACUUCACACUGUUGUAUAAAAUCUGAAAAACUGCACAUUAAAAACUGAAGUAACAAAAUUAUUUUUUAUCAAACAAGUGCACUGCCAGUGGUAAUUUUCAAGUUAUAAAAUUAAAAGGAAACAGAUGAGAUCAAACUUUCCUGCCUUAAGUGUAAAGAUUACUUGAGUGCCUUUUAAUUGUACUUUUAGGCAUGCAAGAAAUGAAAAAUUAAUAUAAGAA